Messenger RNA from Callorhinchus milii (elephant shark), 2890 nucleotides. RefSeq names its product inactive phospholipase D5. The coding region runs from base 1 to 1491 and encodes 496 amino acids. The transcript has 10 exons. Lineage: Eukaryota; Metazoa; Chordata; Chondrichthyes; Chimaeriformes; Callorhinchidae. The record is from RefSeq and is a predicted model, not a curated record. Gene Ontology annotation, molecular function: catalytic activity.
AUGGAGGUGAAACACGACCGGUUGCCAGAGGAGAGCUUGGACCACCUGAAGCUCAAACCCAGACCCCUGGAGCCUGCUCAGCACCCCAGCAGAGUGGGUGCUAACCUGUGCAGUCCUGCCAAAAAGAAGGACUAUACCGUGUCUGUCUAUAUCAAAAAUAAAUCCAAAAGCGAGCACUCACAGCAGAAGUGUAUUGUGGCCUUCGCCCUGGUGUGCUGCUUUGCCAUCUCUGUGGCACUGAUAUUUUCAGCUGUUGACAUUCCAGGUGGCAGCAAUGAUCUAGAAGAUAUGAUGUGCAAUAAAAAUUGCCGUAUUUACCUUGUAGAAACCAUCCCAGAAGAGCUGACCUUUACCGACAACAGUACAGAACACACCUCACUGUUCCAGGGCUGGAUGGAUUUGCUGGAUGCAGCACAAAAGAGUGUGGAUAUUGUCUCCUCCUAUUGGGCACUGAAAGACAGUGAGGAGGAGCAGGGUCAAAGAGUAUAUCAGAAGCUGUUGGACAUCCAAGCUCGUGGCAUUGGAUUGCAAGUGGCAGUUAAUAAGUUUCAAGCAUUUGGGGACAAAGAUACAAAUCAUCUGAAAGCAAAUGGUGCUAAGGUGAAGUAUAUAGACAUGGCUCCCAUUAUCGGCGGCAAACUUCAGUCUUCCUUCUGGGUGGUGGACAAGAAGCACAUUUACAUUGGCAGUGCCCACAUGGACUGGCGCUCCCUGGUUCAGAUGAAAGAACUUGGUGUCAUUAUCUACAACUGCAGCUGCCUAGCUCUGGAUUUGCACAAAGUGUUUUCUGUCUACUGGCAGCUGCAAUACAAGGACUCAGUACCUGAAAAUUGGUCGAAGAAAGUAUUUGCUUUGAUCAAUGAGAAUUCAACUCUUCAGUUACAGCUGAAUGAUACUGAAGCCAAUGUCUACUUGUCAAGCUCUCCUGCAUCGUUAUGCCCCAAAGGCCGCACAAAAGAUAUUGACGCUGUUCUCAGGAUUAUUGCCAAUGCGCAGACGUUUAUAUACGUAGCUGUCACCGAUUUUCUGCCUCUUGUCAACCGCACAAACAUGCAGAGGUACUGGCCUCUGCUGGACAACGGGCUGCGGGAAGCCCUGUUUUUACGGAACGUGAAAGUCCGCCUGUUAAUCAGCUGCUGGAAGGAGACCUAUAGGCCAACUCUUAACUUUUUGUGGUCCCUGAAAACGUUUUGCAGUGAGCCCAUCAACUGCAGCUUUGAUGCGAAAUAUUUUGUAGUCCCGGGUUGCAAAGAAAAUGGAGAGGUCUCGUUUUCUCGAGUCAAUCGCAACAAAUAUAUGGUGACAGACAAGACUGCAUAUCUCAGUACAUCUGACUGGGUUGGGAAUGACUUCAUGCACCAUACAGGAGUCGGCCUAAUCAUCCAGCAGAAACCUGGCAGCAGUGGCAGGAAUAUGUCAUUGUUUCACAGGGAGCUAAAAGCCGUGUUUGAAAGGGACUGGAACUCAGAUAUGCCAAAAACCUGGAAAUAAAUACCUUGCCGGACUGCUUGCAACAUAGAUCAAACCAGCACGUAACAUCUUCAUUUACUGGGGGGGUGCCGUAGGGGUGAAAGCAGCACCGUUUAGAAGUGGGGAGGAUCUGGAGCAGAAUUGACUUAGUGUAGGUCUGUGUGUAUAGCAAAUAACCUGUCUGAUCAAUUUGAGGCAUAAUUAAAACUGCUGGUAUCCUAAUGAUAUGAUAAAGCACAGAAGAAUCUUUUAACAAUCUUACAUUUAUACACUGUUCCCCCAAGCCUGUCCCUCAGGAAGAUUGAAUAUUUUAAUAGAGGUCAUAAAGCAUGACUACUCAGUAUCUUGAACCCCCAGGAAAGCCCCACAUGUCUUUUGAAAGUAAAUUUGCUUUCUUACUUGAAAAAGAACAACAUUAAAGGGUACUGGAAGUGAGAGUUAAAUUAUAUCGGCUAAUGUGAAGAAAACGCCUGGUCAGGCUCAUUGGCUUGUUUCUAUGCUUUAACACUCCACAAUUUCAACCAAGCAGCUGAAGUUGAUCAGAUUAAAGCUCCAUCUCUAUAUUUGUUUUCCAAUUUGAGUUCUCUUGGUUUUGGUUCACCUUGUGCUCACUGGUGUCCACAAGUUGAUCCACUUGCGAUCCUGAGUGUCUCACCAAUGACUGCAUGUCUGAUUUCCUCAGUGUCUGCUUCACACUCCCCCCACAGUGAACUAACUGAGACUGCAGUUUGGGUAAUUGGUCACAGAACUGUGUCUUCAUGUUUCCAUCCACUGCUCUGCUGUAAUGUUUCAUAAUAUGUUCCUUGUGCAGUAACUACCAUGUUUCAUAAUGCAUUUCAUGUGAAAAAUAUCAUAAUAUUUCCUAAUGCAUUCCUUGAGACAAUAAUCACAAUGAUUUGUGAUGUGUUGCUUGUGAUAAAUAUCAUGUUUCAUAGCGUGUGCCAUGGAUAACCAUCACAACAUUUUGUUACAAUGAUAGUGAUAAACUCAUAUCAUUAUCAUUGUUUCUAUAUUUCCGUUGAUUGGGGAGUCAGUAACUAGAGAACAUUUGUAUAAGAUAGCCACAAGUUGAGUGAAAGGAGAGUGGUUGGGAUGUGGAAUGCCUUGCUGAGCAGGAUGGUGGAAGCGCAGUCCAUUGUAGCUUACAAGAGAGAACUAGAAAGGGACAUGAGAGGGCUUGAAGGGGUAUGGGCAAAAGGUGUGGUGGUGGGACAGAAAUGAUCUCCUUCCUCUGGGAGCCAGUGAGAACUUAAUGGGGUGAAUGGCAUCCUUGUGCUCUGUAGAUUUCUAUGUUUUUAUGUAACAUUUUGUAACAUGAUCCAUGUGUUAACUGACAUUUCAUACCCCAUUGCUUGUGAUAACUGUCACAUGUUCCCUAAUGUGUCCCCUGUGAAUGCAUUGUGAAACGUUGCAAAUUUUA